Xiphophorus hellerii (green swordtail) is the source of this 2938-nucleotide messenger RNA. It is a transcript of the gene elac2, whose product is annotated as elaC ribonuclease Z 2. Gene Ontology annotation, molecular function: 3'-tRNA processing endoribonuclease activity. The transcript has 24 exons. Bases 292 to 2808 code for a protein of 838 amino acids. The record is from RefSeq and is a predicted model, not a curated record. NCBI's taxonomy places the organism in Eukaryota, Metazoa, Chordata, Actinopteri, Cyprinodontiformes, Poeciliidae. Gene Ontology annotation, cellular component: mitochondrion. Gene Ontology annotation, biological process: mitochondrial tRNA 3'-end processing.
CCGCCUCCUUUGCGGUAAACUCGUUUUGAUUGGCCCAAAGACCUAGCAAUAACUUCCGGUAACCAAUCAGCGUUAAGAAUCGGGAACUUGUUGAUGACGUUUAUCACUUGCCGGAAGAGAGGUCGCAUGUUCACGAACAUUUAACGUCCCGUGAAGGAAGCUCAAAACCUCUGAUAGUUGAUAAACGGAUGCAAAACUGUUCGGAAAUGUGUCCGGACUGUUAGCGGAGGUGUUUGGGAUCGUGAACACCACCUGCCGCGGAUAUUCUAAUGAUUAGCUGAAGUACUUAGCAUGAAUAGCUUCCAUGUGAGGCUCUGUAGGCUUCUGGUUGUGAACGGCAGAGCUGUAACUGCCGCUGUGACGGCCCCACGCUGCGAUUAUUCUCCUUACCGGACUGUUUUCCACUUUUCCCGGUCAAUGGCGACCUCUGGGAAUCAGUUCUCAGCGAAGAGGCCGCAGAAGGAGCCACUCCGCCGGCUGAAGACCAAGGAGAGCCGAGACAAGCGGGGAGACGUUCACGGACCGUCCAACGUGUACGUUCAGGUGGUCGGAGCGGGAAGCAGGGACAGCGCCGCGUCGCUUUACGUCUUCUCAGAGUACAACAGGUACCUGUUCAACUGUGGAGAAGGAACCCAGAGACUCAUGCAGGAACACAAGCUGAAGGCGGCGCGGCUGGACAACAUCUUCCUGACCCGACUGAGCUGGGAGAAUGUGGGAGGCCUGUCAGGGAUGAUAUUAACCCUGAAGGACACGGGCGUCCCUGAGUGUGUGCUCUCUGGACCUCCACAGCUUAAGAACUACCUGCACGCCAUAAAGUCCUUCUCUGGCCCUCUGGAGGAGAUCAAGCUGUCUGUUCGACCGUACACUGAGGAGAUGCACAAAGAUGAAACCAUGACUGUGUACCAGGUCCCCAUAUUUGCCAGAUCAGGAAUCGACAGAGGGAGAAACUCACCGCAGGCUGGCAGAAGCAGCCCCAGCCGCAGAUCGCCAAAGAGAGACGGACCGGAGCGCAAAACCAGAGAAGAAGAAUCAGGUGAAAGAAGUGCAGCAGCCAGAGACUCCUCCCUGGUGAUCGCCUUUGUGUGCAAGCUUCAUCCUAAGAAGGGGAACUUCUUGGUGGCUAAAGCCAAAGAUCUGGGUCUGCCGCUAGGAACAGCAGCGAUUGGUCCGCUCAUCAGAGCUCUGAAAAACGGAGAGACCAUCAUGCACGACGGAAUAGAGAUCCGGCCGGAGCAGGUCUGCACCCCGGCUGACCCGGGGCCCGUCUUCCUGGUGCUGGAGUGUCCGUCUGAGGAGUUCCUCCCAGCGCUGUGCUCCAGCCAGCAGCUCAGACGGUUCCAGGACGGCGGGACGGAGGAUCCGGCCGCGCUGGUGGUCCACAUGACUCCCGAGUCCGUCCUGGAGACGGAUCAGUACAAAGAGUGGAUGGAGAGGUUCCCGUCGUCAACAGAACAUCUGAUCCUCAACGAACACGUCAACACGGUCCACAACGUCCGGAGCCACAAGAUCCAGACGCAGCUCAACAUGAUCCACCCGCACAUCUUCCCUCCGCUGAGAGCAGCCAGAGCAACGGAACCGCAGGCGGCCCUACGCGUCCCGAACGUCCGAGCCGAGUGUCUGCUGAAGUUCCAGCUGCGACCCGUCAUGGAGUGGCAGAGAGACGCCGUUCCCUCCUGCAGCACGGAGGAGUUUGUGAAGGAAGCUUCUGAGAUCCCAAACUUCCUGGAGGAAGUGGAGAAGUGCCGGACGGCCUGUCCAGAGGGUUCUGGUCCGGCUGACGGAUUCCCACACGUUGUGUUUCUGGGAACCGGGUCGGCGAUCCCCAUGAAGACCAGGAACGUGAGCGGAACGCUGGUCAACAUCAGCUCCAGUCAGUCGCUGCUGCUGGACUGUGGAGAGGGAACCUUCAGUCAGCUCUGCAGACACUACGGCGACGCCGUGGACGCGGCGCUGUCCAGGAUCUCCACCGUCUUCGUCUCCCACCUCCACGCUGAUCAUCACACGGGCCUGAUAAAGCUGCUGCAGCAGAGGCAACGCGCGCUGGCCAGCCUGGGAAUCCCCUUCAGCCCCGUCUACCUGGUGGCUCCGGUCCAGAUCCUGGCCUGGCUCGGUCAGUACCACGACUUCUGUGAGGAAAUCCUGCAUCACUUCAGUCACAUCCCCAGCAGGAGUCUGUGUGAUGACGCUGAUGUUUCCAAGCUGAAGCUCGAUUCGUCGCUCCAGUCCAUGCUGAGGAAGACCAGCCUGCAGCAGUUUCGGACCUGCCUGGUGCGCCACUGCAGGAACGCCUUCGCCUGCAGCUUUGUGCACCAGUCUGGCUGGAAGCUGGCCUUCUCUGGAGACACCAUGCCCUGUGACGCGUUCGUCCACAUCGGAAAUGAAGCGACGCUGCUGAUCCAUGAAGCCACGCUGGAGGACGAGCUGCUGGAGGAAGCUGUGGAGAAACGACACAGCACGACCUCGCAGGCCAUCGGCGUCGGCAUGAAGAUGAACGCCGACUUCAUCAUGUUGAACCACUUCAGCCAACGCUACGCCAAGAUCCCGCUCUUCAGUGAAGACUUCAGUGACAAAGUGGGAAUUUCCUUCGACCACAUGAAAAUCUGCUUCAGAGACUUUAAAACUCUCCCUAAACUCACUGCUGCUCUGAAGGCGCUGUUUGCGGAGGAGCUGGAGGAGAUGGAGGAGCGGCGGGAGCGGCGGGAGCGGAGGAGCCCUGGAGGAGGAGGCUGCAGCCAGGCAGGAGCAAAGAGAGGCCAGCAGGGGGCGCCGCUGCACAGCGGCGACUCAAAGAGGCUGAAGUCCAGCUGAUUCCUCUGCAGGAACAGAAACAAUCGUUUUAUUUAUGAGACACUUUUUAUUUACCGCAGAAAUAAUUUUCCUGGUGAUGCUGUGAAAAUAGUUAGAUUUUUGUUGAGCAGAAUAAAAAUCUUCACACUGA